Molecule: messenger RNA, 1023 nt
Organism: Lactuca saligna
Lineage: Eukaryota; Viridiplantae; Streptophyta; Magnoliopsida; Asterales; Asteraceae
Source: the annotation of a GenBank genome assembly
AUGAUCAACCAACCUCCUUUCCACAUAAAUUGUAACCACCACUCUAUUUAUACCAAAACUCUUCACUUCCUGUUCCUCACCACCACCACCACCAUGGAACCCACCAUCAUAGGAACCUCCGAUUUCAUUAAAGCCUACUCCGAUGGUACCAUUGAGCGUUUCAUACCGGAAACAUCUCCGGCCUCUCUUGACUUGUACGAUGGCUACAAGUGCAAAGAUGUAACCAUAGAUCCAUCAAAACCAAUAACUGCAAGACUUUUCAUCCCCACCGCCGCCGUCAUGCCACCAUCACUACCAAUCGUGGUAUACUUCCACGGCGGCGGUUUUGCAAUCGGCUCCACCACAUGGCUAGGCUACCAUCACUUCCUAGGAGACCUUUCCGCCGCCACUAAAUCAAUCGUUCUUUCCGUCGACUACCGUCUCGCACCGGAAAAUAGGCUUCCGAUUGCAUACGAAGACUCUUAUGCAUCCCUCGUUUGGUUAUACAAACAAAAACCGUCCGAUUCCUGGCUCCAAGACGCCGAUCUUUCUAGGGUUUUCCUCUCGGGAGAUAGUGCCGGAGGAAACAUAGCUCACCAAGUAGCCAUUAGAGCGAUCCGGGAUACGCAGUGUCCGGUUAGGGUUUCUGGAAUACUCUCCAUUCACCCGUACUUCGGUAGUGAGAAGCGAACCGAGUUAGAGACGAAAGUCGAGUCAGCUGAUGAUGUGAAGUCGAACGAUAUGUUUUGGAGCCUAAGCGUGCCUAAGGGCUCGAACCGUGACUAUGACGGGUGCAACCUUGAAAAGAUGGUGGUCUCGAUGUCGGAAUGGAAUCGGUUUCCGGACGUUCUUGUUUUUGUGGCGGAAUUUGAUUUCUUGAAGGAACGAGGAGUGGAGUAUGCCGAAUUUUUGAAGGGAAAAGGCGUGAAAGUUGAACUUAUUGAGACGAAAAACGAAAAACAUGUUUUUCACGUUUUCCGGCCCGAUUCCGAGGAGACUAAGUUGUUACAAAGUCAGAUGAAUGAGUUCAUACAUAGUUUUUAA